Molecule: messenger RNA, 3027 nt
Organism: Pteropus alecto (black flying fox)
Lineage: Eukaryota; Metazoa; Chordata; Mammalia; Chiroptera; Pteropodidae
Gene: SHLD2
Product: shieldin complex subunit 2
Exons: 11
Coding region: 193-2886 (897 amino acids)
Biological process (GO): regulation of double-strand break repair via homologous recombination
Cellular component (GO): site of double-strand break; nucleus
Source: RefSeq, a predicted model, not a curated record
GCCGCAGGGAGGGGCGAGGGCCCGCGCGGGCUGCCCGGAUCUGCUCGGAGGCUGUGUCUUAGUGAAAAAUAUUCUCAGCUGAAUCCUGAAUUUGUCUCGUUGUUCAAAAGAUUAAGAUUUGAGGCUAAAGGGAAGAAACCAUUGAAGAGAAACCCAAAGAUUCGAGACAGGGUGGUUUGCUAUCAUAAAACCAUGAGUAGAGGAUCUGAAGUCCACAUUUUUUGGGGUGCUCCAAUUGGUCCAUUGAAAAUGAGAGUAUCACAGGAACCAAUUUCUUUAAUGUUCACUGCUGACCCCUGGAAAAAAAUUCAGUUUUUAUACAAUCAACAUUCUUUAUAUCUGAAGGAUGAAAAAUGCAAGAAUCUUGAAGACUGUCAAGUCCUAGAAGCUACUGGCCCUCCAGAUUUUCUUAAUUGUCGUUUUUUAGCAAACUCUGUGAAUAGAUCUGUUCAUUGUAUUUCUGAAACACAGACUAUAAAAUUCCAGAAGAGUCACCCCUUAGGGAUGAGUGAUGUAACAAACUCUGAUGUACAAAUAUGUGAAUUUAAGGGCAGAAUUCAGCAUUUAACUGAAGAAGAAAAGUAUCAAAAGCUUUUCAGUAAAAAUAAAAUCACAGAUGAACAGCAUAAAGAUCAAUCAAAUAUAUGUGGUCCAAAUAUCCAAAAAAAUUCCUUUCAGUUAGACCAUAAGCGUGCAGAUAUAUUGGAUUUGGUUUGUAGUACUGAACAGAUUAAUAUAGGACCAGGAGCUAUCAAAACAAAGUGUGUACCAAUAGAACAUCAUGAAAUGCAAAACCAGUGUCUGGAGUUCCUUUCCUCUGACACAGUGGAUAAGCCAAGGUCUGAAAGAGCAGUUAAGAAGGUCUCAGACCUUAACGUAUCUACUGAUACUGAAUUUCUCAGUAUCAUGACCUCUAGCCAGGUUGCUUUUUUAGCUCAAAGGAAGUAUAAAGAGGAGAAUUCUAUAAAUAAAGGGACUCUAAACAUGAAGAUUGAACCAAAAGCAAGUCAUGGGGAAAUAGAAAUAACUGAAGAUAAUUUGAUUCACCCUAAUGAUUAUGAAGAAGGAUGUGAAAGUGGACAAAACCAAGCAUUUUCCCUUGAACUUUUUAGUCCCGUUUGUCCGGAAACAAAAAGUAGCCACAUUCACAUAAACUCUGAUAAAGGUCUUGAAGAAAAUAAAAGAUCUCAAGAACUCUUCGGUUUUGAAGAGAGACUGCCACCAAACGAGAUAUGUAUUGAGUCAUGUAGCUCAGGAAUACUGUGUUCCCAACUCAGUACCUUCCACAAACAUUCUAUUAAAAGAAAUUGGACCUCUGAAGAUAAAUUGGGCCAUCCUAAAGCUCUCUCUAAAGUUCUCCAAGUAUCUAAGAAAAUGAAGUUGCUUUCUAAUGCAAGAGAUCCUACUGUAGCAAGGGACCAGAGGAAUGUGUCUGAAUUUAAGGGUAUUAAGAAAAUAUCAUUAAUAAAAAAUUGUGAUUCUAAAAGUCAGAAGUAUAAUUGUUUAGUCAUGGUGUUAGCUCCAUGUCAUGUGAAAGAAAUAAAUAUAAAAUCUGGACCAAAUUCUGGCUCUAAAGUGCCUUUAGCAACAAUUGUGGUAAUUGACCAAUCAGAAAUUAAAAAGAAGGUGUUUCUGUGGAGGACUGCUGCAUUUUGGGCACUAACAGUGUUUCUUGGUGAUAUAAUUUUACUCACAGAUGUUACUGUUCGUGAAGAUCAUUGGAUUGGUGAGACAAUACUACAAUCAACAUUUACCAGUCAGUUAUUAAAUCUUGGGAUUUAUUCAUCUGUCCAGCAUGAAGAAUAUUCCAGUAUAAUUAGUGAUGUUGUACUUCAAGACUUACUGGCAUAUGUGUCUUCAAAACAUUCCUAUCUUAGAGAUCUUCCUCAGAGGCAGCCUCAGAAAAUGAACAGUGUUGAAUUUGUAGAACUGGAACAGCUUCAGCCUGACAUAUUAGUGCAUGCAGUGCUAAGAGUUGUUGACAUCACUAUACUGACAGAGACAUUAUAUAGUUAUAGAGGACAGAAGCAAAGGAAAAUCAUGUUAACUGUGGAACAGGCCCAAGGUCAACAUUGUGUACUUGUAUUAUGGGGUCGUGGAGCAGCCUGGUACCCUCAACUUCAGAGGAAAAAACAUUAUAUUUGGGAAUUUAAAUAUCUUUUUGUUCAGCGCAAUUGCAUCCUGGAAAACCUAGAAUUGCAUACAACACCUUGGUCAUCCUGCGAGUGCCUGUUUGAUGACGAUAUAAGGGCAAUUACAUUUAAAGCAAAAUUUCAAAACAGCAUGCCCUCUUUUGUGAAGAUGUCAGAUUUAGCAACACACUUAGAGGAUAAGUGUUCAGGAGUGAUUCUAAUCAAAGCCCUGAUUUUAGAGCUAGUGUUUCCUAUUACAGCAGCUCAGAAAGUAGUUCUAAAUGCUCACAGUUCUCUGAAGAGUAUUUUCUCUUCUCUUCCGAACAUUAUAUAUACUGGCUGUGCAAAAUGUGGAUUGGAACUAGAAACAGAUGAGAACAAGAUCUACAAACAGUGUUUUAGCUGCUUGCCAUGUACUAUGAAGAAAAUAUACUACAGGCCAGCUUUAAUGACCAUAGUUGAUGGAAUAUAUAAAGUUUGCAUCCAUGUAGGAUCAAAGCUGAUAGAGAAGAUUCUUCUAAACAUUUCUCCUGACCAGCUCAAAAGAAUUAUAGCUCCUUCCUCAGAGAUCACCUAUGGCAUGGUUGCAGCAGACUUGUUCCACUCCUUAUUGUCAGGGGGCGGGACACCUUGUGUAGUGAAGGUGCAGAGCCUCUUUGUGUUAGAUGAAAACAGUUACCCGUUGCAACAAGAUUUCUCUCUACUGGAUUUUUAUCCUGACAAUGUAAAGCAUGCAACCUAUGCCCUUCCCUGAAACCAGAUGAAGAAAUUGCAGGCACUUCAAGGAAGACUACUUAAACAAUUUGUCUUUUGAAAUGAAUGAUUGGGCUUGGGGGUUUUAAAUAUAUUUUAUAAAGAGCUAAAUAUAUAAAUUAAAACUUUUUUUCUAAAACAA